Molecule: messenger RNA, 2178 nt
Organism: Triticum turgidum subsp. durum (durum wheat)
Lineage: Eukaryota; Viridiplantae; Streptophyta; Magnoliopsida; Poales; Poaceae
Source: the annotation of a GenBank genome assembly
AUGAUGGAGGCCUUCAUGGCCUCCGCCGACAUGCCGGCCUUCCCAUGGGGCGCGGCGGCCACCCCGCCGCCGCCGGCCGCCGUCCCGCAGCAGCCGGCCUUCAACCAGGACACGCUGCAGCAACGCCUGCAGGCCAUCAUCGAGGGCUCCAGGGAGACCUGGACCUACGCCAUCUUCUGGCAGUUCUCCACCGACGCCGGCGCCUCGCUCCUCGGCUGGGGCGACGGCUACUACAAGGGCUGCGACGACGCCGACAAGCGCCGCCAGCAGCCCACCCCGGCCUCCGCCGCCGAGCAGGAGCACCGCAAGCGCGUCCUCAGGGAGCUCAACUCGCUCAUAGCCGGGGGAGGCGCCGCUGCGCCCGACGAGGCCGUCGAGGAGGAGGUCACGGACACCGAGUGGUUCUUCCUCGUCUCCAUGACCCAGUCCUUCCCCAACGGGAUGGGCUUGCCGGGGCAGGCGCUCUUCGCCGGCCAGCCCACCUGGAUCGCCACGGGGCUCGCCAGCGCGCCCUGCGAGCGGGCCAGGCAGGCCUACACCUUCGGCCUCCGCACCAUGGUCUGCAUCCCCCUCGGCACCGGCGUGCUCGAGCUCGGCGCCACCGAGGUCAUCUUCCAGACCAACGAUAGCUUGGGGAGGAUCCGCUCGCUCUUCAACCUCAACGGCGGAGGAGGGGGCUCUGGAUCCUGGCCGCCCGUGGCGCCGCCGCCGCAGGAGGCGGAGACGGAUCCGUCCGUGCUCUGGCUCGCCGACGCGCCGGCCGGGGACAUGAAGGAGUCACCGCCGUCCGUCGAGAUCUCCGUCUCCAAGCCGCCGCCGCCACAGCCGCCGCAGAUCCAUCACUUCGAGAACGGGAGCACCAGCACGCUCACGGAGAACCCCAGCCUGUCCGUGCACGCGCAGCAGCCUCCGCCACAGCAAGCGGCUGCGGCGGCGCAGAGGCAGAACCAGCACCAGCUCCAGCAUCAGCACCAGCUCCAACUCCAGCACCAGCACAACCAGGGCCCUUUCCGCCGGGAGCUCAAUUUCUCAGAUUUCGCGUCCAACGCAUCCGUCACGGUGACCCCGCCUUUCUUCAAGCCCGAGUCUGGUGAGAUCCUAAACUUUGGCGCUGACAGCACCAGCCGGAGGAACCCUUCGCCGGCGCCCCCCGCCGCGACGGCCAGCCUCACCACCGCGCCGGGGAGCCUCUUCUCCCAGCACACGGCGACUGUGACGGCCCCAUCAAACGACGCCAAGAACAACCCGAAGCGGUCCAUGGAGGCCACCUCCCGCGCGAGCAACACCAACCACCACCAGACCGCCACAGCCAACGAGGGGAUGCUGUCCUUCUCGUCGGCGCCGACGACGCGGCCGUCCACCGGCACGGGCGCGCCAGCCAAGUCGGAGUCCGACCACUCCGACCUGGAGGCGUCGGUCCGCGAGGUGGAGAGCAGCCGCGUGGUGCCUCCGCCGGAGGAGAAGCGGCCGCGCAAGCGCGGGCGCAAGCCGGCGAACGGGCGCGAGGAGCCCCUGAACCACGUGGAGGCGGAGCGGCAGCGGCGGGAGAAGCUGAACCAGCGGUUCUACGCGCUCCGCGCCGUGGUGCCCAACGUGUCCAAGAUGGACAAGGCGUCGCUGCUCGGCGACGCCAUCUCCUACAUCAACGAGCUCCGCGGCAAGAUGACGGCGCUGGAGUCGGACAAGGAGACGCUCCAUUCCCAAAUCGAGGCGCUCAAGAAGGAGCGCGACGCCCGGCCGGCCGCGCCGUCGUCGGGGAUGCACGACAACGGGUCGCGGUGCCACGCGGUGGAGAUCGAGGCCAAGAUCCUGGGGCUGGAGGCGAUGAUCCGCGUGCAGUGCCACAAGCGCAACCACCCGGCGGCGAAGCUGAUGACGGCGCUGCGGGAGCUGGACCUGGACGUGUACCACGCCAGCGUCUCCGUGGUGAAGGACAUCAUGAUCCAGCAGGUGGCGGUGAAGAUGGCCACCCGGGUGUACUCGCAGGACCAGCUCAACGCGGCGCUCUACGGCCGCCUCGCCGAGCCGGGCACCGCGAUGCAAAUCCGCCCGAUCGGCAUCGAGAUGGAGAAAGAAGGCGACGAUCAUGUUGUUGUUGUAAAAUCUCUCUUUAGGAGGAUGGAUGGAUGGAUGCAUGUGUACAUCAUCAUCAUCAUCUUGUUGUGUUUUUGCAAGUAG